Molecule: messenger RNA, 1257 nt
Organism: Humulus lupulus (European hop)
Lineage: Eukaryota; Viridiplantae; Streptophyta; Magnoliopsida; Rosales; Cannabaceae
Exons: 4
Coding region: 1-1257 (418 amino acids)
Molecular function (GO): zinc ion binding
Source: RefSeq, a predicted model, not a curated record
AUGAAGCAGAACUUCGAGUUUGUAGUGAAGAAGUCAGCUUGGAGAUGCCGAGAGAAGGCUUUUUCUUAUGUCAGAGGGACACUGGAAGCAUCCUACCAGAAGUUACCAUCGUACUUGUUCAUGCUUCAACAGAAAAAUCCCGGGACGUUGACAGAUUUUGUCACUGAGGAAGAUCGAUUCAAAUAUUGCUUUUUCUCACUCGGAGUUAGUAGAAGAGGGUUUCGUACAUGUCGUCCUGUGUUAUGUGUGGACGGUACCUUUUUAAAGACAAAAUACGGUGGGCUGAUGUUAUGUGCAGUCGCACUGGAUGCAAAAAACCAUCUAUAUCCAGUUGCAUUUGGUAUUGUGGAUAGUGAGAAUCAUGAUUCUUGGAAGUAUUUCAUGUCAAAGCUAAAAGAAGCGAUUGGGGAAGUCGAGGACCUGGCGUUUGUAUCUGACAGGCAUGCAAGUAUUACACAUGCCUUGGAAACUAUUUUCCCCGAUGCCUAUCACGGUGCUUGCUACCACCACAUUAGUAUGAAUGUGGUUGCUAAAUUCAAGACUGAUCAUUGUCAUGUGUUGAUGUAUAAUGCGGCAUAUGCUUUUAGGAAAUUCGAGUUCCACGCUAACUUCGAACAAAUUAAAUCAAAAGACCCAGCCAUUGCUCAAUACCUAGAAGGAAUGGGUUUUGAUAAGUGGUCCCGUGCUUACUUUCCUGGAAAUAGGUAUAAUAUAAUGACAAGCAAUUACGCUGAAAGUUUCAACAAUAAGACCCGGGAUGCUAGGAGCUUUCCGAUAACUACAUUCGUCGAAUUUAUUCGCUUCACACUACAGUCCUGGUUCUGGAGGCAUGAGUUCCAUGUGUUAGAUGGUGAGCUGAAUGGUGAAGUCGACCUCCUGAAUAAGACAUGCACAUGCGGCGUGUUUCAGAUUAUUGGUAUCCCAUGUGCUCAUGCACUAUCUGGAUCCCUUAAGCGAGGGGUGAACUUUUAUUCGUUGUGUUCAGAUUACUAUAAAAUUGAGACAUGGAGGUCCUCUUACACAGAAUCUAUAUAUCCUACUGGUAACGAGGAAGAGUGGAUUGUUCCACAUGACAUUAUGACAAUAACAGUGAGAACACCUGCGCAGAAAAACCCGGUUGGUCGUCCAAAGAAGAAACAAGGUAGGCCUAAGACAAAACGCCAUCCUUCCAAUGGAGAUAAAUUGGUUGUUCCACGCAAGUGCAGCACUUGUGGAGGUCUAGGCCAUAAUAGGGCAACUUGUAAAGUUCGUGUUUGA